UCGCUGUGAUUGUGUUUCAGUCCAACAUGGCAGGAGAAUCGCAGAAGAUGGAGGCUCCUCCUCUUUACACCGAGAUGCGUCGUUCUAAGUUCGUUUGGCGCUCUGUUCUCAUCUUCAAUCUCGCUCUUGGAGCAUACAUAUUUAGCAGACCAGUGAAGAAAGACUCACGAGGAAAAGAAAUAACAGCUACAAGUAAAGACAUGACUGUCCCCCCUGAGACAAGUGCUCCAGCUGAGACAACUACUCUGGAUUUUGAUGAAGUUAUCUUCUUUCCCACUGAGCCUGAGAAGGUACCAGAUUGUGAUGCAUUUCCGGGGCAGGGUUAUUCUCGCAGAACCAAGGCACAGCAAGGGGAGCUGUGAUUUAGGAAGUUGCUGUUAUAUGUUAUUAUUACACAGUUUAGUAAUUUAGAGAUUAUUAGAAAUUUAUUUAACUUAUUAGUCAUAAAAUUAGUUUCGGAAUCUUUGUAUUUUUAGUCAUUAGUUUUGAAAUCCUUGUAUUAUCCUAUAGAAUGGGGAGCUAGUUACAAUAAUAGCAAGCAGAAUUUUAAUCUGGAAAAGGGAGUUUUGAGUCAGCUGGUUCCUGCUCUUUGGUUAAGGGCUCUGUUAUGAGCUCACAUCACAGGCAAGGAACACAAAAGGAAAACAAAACGAAGAAUAGCAGCUGGCAAAGAAAAACACAAGAGGGAUAUUGGAAGAGAAGAGAAAGAUUAAUGCUGUUCAAGAUUGAUAGAUGUACUGAACUGCAUUUCUUCAAUUGCAUUUUUUGUUUGAGAGAAAUGCUACAGGAAAGAGAGGAAGCAGAAAGUAGGAGAAGAGCCAAAAAUUUUAAACUGUAGAGUUUUGACCAUUUUUCACUAGCUUCUUUUCCUGGUUUUAUAGAGUGUUGAUUCCUGUUUGUGCGAGUAUCCUUGUAUUCUCAAAUUAGUUGAAUGUAAAUUUUCCUAAUUUGUGUUGAUGGAAGAGAA
Messenger RNA from Ipomoea triloba (trilobed morning glory), 967 nucleotides. RefSeq lists its product as uncharacterized. The record is from RefSeq and is a predicted model, not a curated record. The coding region runs from base 27 to 362 and encodes 111 amino acids. NCBI's taxonomy places the organism in Eukaryota, Viridiplantae, Streptophyta, Magnoliopsida, Solanales, Convolvulaceae. The transcript is spliced from 2 exons.